AUGAACUCUAUUGGGGGCCCCGGGGGCCCCAAUCCCCCCCUGGGCCCCUCUGCAGCUCAGCCCUCCCCUCCCCUCGCAGCUGUGGGGGCCCCCAAUGGCCGACUGUCUGUACACAAGGCAGCAGCCCCCAGGGGCUACCCCAUGGACGCCGUGCUUCUCCUUUUGCUAAGAAGACUGCAGCAACAGCAGCAGAAGCUGGUGCGGCAACUGCAGCAGCAGCUGCAGCAGCAGCAGAAUUUAACUAGAACUGGGUGCCUUCCCAAUACAGACGGAGGAGGAGAUGUAGAUACACCCGAGGAAGGAACCGAACAGCGCCUGUCUGCCCCUCCUGCUGCAGCAGACGGCCUCGAGCGUACAUUGGACAGAGACCCCAGCGGGCAGCAGCACCCCACUGGGCCUGGGGCCAGCCCUUCGAGGGCCGAGGUUCAGUCCUUCUUCUCCUUCUUGUUAGCUUCCAUGUCUCCUCCGUUUGCGCAGCAGCAGCGACUGCAGCAGCAGCGACUACAGCAGCAACGACAGCAGCAGCAGCGACAGCAGCAGCAGCGGGUCCUACCGAGUCCCGGAGCAGCAGUAGAUGGCGUCUUGUUUCUCGCGGCAUGCGCAGUGUCUCCCCACUGGGUUUUAACUCUGAACAAAGUGCAGCAGCAGAAACAGCAGCAACAGCAGCAGCAGCAGCAGCAGCAGUCAGACUGGGUGCUGCUGUGCAACCCCUCUACUAAUGCACACCCGCCGUUUGCCCUUCCUGCGGAGACCCUCACUGCCUUCUUCGUUUUCCUCCGACAGCUUCUCCCUAGAUUGCCGCCGUCUGCUAUUACGCGUCUUAUAGCUCCUCUCUUUGUCCUGGGCCGUUCGAUAGGUGUGGCGACCCCACCGUCCCCAGAUGUGCCUGAAGAGGUAAAGGCGCUGGCGGAGGCGUUGCUGCUGCUGCUGCAGGGGGUGCUGCAGCGUGCUGCAGCAGAGGCCCCAACACUGCCGCCAGGGGAAACAGUACAGCGGGUUUCAACAGCCUGCAGUGCACUCACAGACUGGAGCAGGAGGCUGUCUGGCCCCAGCAGCACGCUGCUGCCGCUGCUGCUGCUUCGGGCCCCUAGCAGUGGACAGGAGUCUCUACAGGAGGAGGACAUACUGCUUGAAGCCCGGGAAGCAGGGGCCCCUGGGGGAUCUGCUGCUGCUGCACUUGCUGUGGCGUUGCACCGCAACGGGGCCCCCGUUGUGCCUUGGGAUAUCUUGCUGGCCACCGCCAGCCUCAUAGAAGCAUCUGCAACAGCAGCAACUCGCGGGCUGCAGGGCGGUGUUGCACCGCCUCAGCAAAUGCCUGGAGUUGUCGACGCCCCGAUCCGCCCGCACUCGCAGCAGCAGCAGCAGCAGCAGCAGCAGCAGCAGCAGCAGCCUUCGAAGCUCCGGGCGUUUCCACCGCAGCAGACACCUGCUGAAGAGCUGCGUGAACUGGUGACGGCGAGGUCCUCCUGGUUGCCUGUGUAUUACAUGCUGAUGCGGCUGAGUGGGGGCAUUUGGCUGCCUUCAGUGCAGCAGCUAGCAGAAGCUGCAGCAGCUCAGGGGACGCGUUUGAUUGAACUCUUCAUAUCACAGCAAGAACAGCAGCAAAAGCAGCAGCAGCAGCUCAGGGGACGCGUUUGA
Eimeria mitis is the source of this 1638-nucleotide messenger RNA. RefSeq lists its product as uncharacterized. NCBI's taxonomy places the organism in Eukaryota, Apicomplexa, Conoidasida, Eucoccidiorida, Eimeriidae. The record is from RefSeq and is a predicted model, not a curated record.